CACCACCAUCAUUCUUCCUCCAAUCAGUGUCCAGCACUAGCACUAGCACUAGCAGACCUCCCCCACGAAAUUCUUCUCUUGAUCUUAUCCUCCCUCACCACCGCCUCCGACAUUGCUCAUCUGGGCUUGACUUGUCGCCGCCUACGUCAGCUCGUAACCUCGGAGGGGUGGCGCGCCUUUGUGAUUGCGAGGUUUCCUUCGCUGGUGCAGAGCAUCCCUAUUCCUGCCCCUUCUUCUUCUUCUUCGCUGCUGCUGCUGGGAGGACAACGUGGAGGAGGGCAACAACAACAAAAUGGAAGUGGAAGUGGCAACGGAAGUGGAAAUGGAAAUCGAGGAGGAGGAGGGAGGUACGCAUGGCAGGACGUAGCGGAGAGUUUGACUUGGCAAAGUAGGUGUUGGGAUAAGCGGGCGGUGGGGUUUUGUGCUAUUUAUCCUGCUGCUGACUUUGGGGCUGGAGCUGGAACUGCUGGAGCUGGACAUGGACAGAGAGGAGGAGGAGGAGGAGGUGGGCAGGGACAGCAAAGGGGAAAUAUGUUCCAGUCGGUGGUGGAUGCGCACUUUGACUUUGCGACGGGGAGGGAAUUACUGGUCUGGGGAGCGGGGGAGGAUUUGGUAGCGAGGAGGAGAGAUUGGGGAGGUGGACAACAAAAAAGUAAGAGUGCGCCGAAGUUUAGUUGGUUUAAAGCCAGUGGGAAAGAGGAAGGGUUUAGGAAGGGGUAUGAUGAUGUGAGGGCUUUGCAUGUGGUGAAGGGGGAUGUGCCGCUUUGUGGUAGUGGGCGAGGGAAGGGAUCCGGAGGAGUCAAGAAACACGGAGGCGGAGAAGAAAGUGGAAACGGAAGGGGGUAUGGAAGGGCGGUGGUGGUGGGGAGGGAUAAUGGGGAUUUGGCCCUGGUGGAGGCGGAGGGGGAGAGGUUUGGGAAGAGGAUUGUCAAGUUCAAACCACAUGAAGGGGAGGAAGGGGAAAGACUGGUGCAGGAUACGAUUAACAGCGUGGAUGUGUUGUAUGAUGCCCCAGGAGGAAGGAGGUUGGUGGCGGCGGCGACGAAGAAAGCGGUGGGCGUUUAUGCUUUGCCGGAUGGGGAGGAGGAAAUAGGGGAAGACGAGGAGGUGUCACCGGUGGUGGUCUACGAUCUACAGAGGAGCGUGUUGGACAGCAGCACGGCUCAGUUGUGCAGCGCAAAGUGGAUGGGCGGUCAGGGGAAUGUGAUGGCUUUGGCGCUUAAGGGGUGUAGUGAACGACUGCAGUACCUUUCGAUCACGGAGUCGGGGUGGACGCAUCAUACUACGGCGAAGAGUAUCAUCCGCUCGGGAGGCGUGGGCGGGCUGAGUAUUCCUGAUGCAGAUAUCUGUGCGAACUCGCUCUCGCCUGUCUACGCCAAUCCCAACGAGCAAAAGUCGGGCGGGACAACACUGCUUCUCUCGGGAUGGAAAGACGGUACCUGUCGCCUUCUGGAUUUACGAACGUCCUCUCCGUAUGACGCCGUCUACCAGGACAAUAUCCAGCCUUGGGACCAUGUCGAAGCCAUCCUCACCUACGGUACGGAGCGCUUCGUUGCUGGUGCUGGUAACUCGGGCGCAACCAUCAAGAUUUUCGACUUCCGAUGGCCGAAACCCUACUCCUACACCUCGGCUCUCCCAUGUCUGGGUCGCCAACCGUUCCCCAAGCCUCACCAACCUUUUUCCAAGGCACCCAACGCCUUUGCCACCGGCCGUGCAAGAUGCGACUAUCUAGCAGGCCUAGAAUGUCACUGGCAUUCCCUCUCAAAACACCUCUACUACCGGCCUAACGCAACCAUUUUCCUCCCGCGCGGCGUGCCCGGCCAUGAACACGACCGCAGCAACCAACACGGCUUCACCCGGACAUGGUCCCUCGCCAAAGCCUCCGACUCGGCUCCCAAUUUCUAUCUUGGCGUUUCAGGAGGCGUGAUAGAAGCCAAUCUUCAACCAACCCCUUCCAGCCCUUCAAACCCGGUGGAAAUCGACCCCAUCUACGGUUACAACUACCCCUACUUCACCGGCCCAUUGCCAGUCACCCACUCCACGUUCUCCUCCCACUCCUCGAGAAACCAGGCCCAGAUAAAGCAAGGCGUGGCGGAAGAGUACACAACCGUUCCGAUCAAGUACUCGCUCAUGGAAACGGGUGAUGGAUUGUCAGUGGAAGCGAACGACAGAUCAAUUCGCAUGCCGAGGAUGAUGGGCCCCUUUGAACCUUCUUCUGCUUAUGCUAACCCUGCGUCACCGUUUGGGAGGGUUCCUCCCACGGCGCCGAGGGCAGAUAGGGAGCGAGCGGCGGCGGCAAGAGGAGGACAUGGAGGACGAGGGGGUGGGCAUGGGCAUAGGGGAGGCCCAAGUUUGGGAUGGAAUGGAAAUGGGUGGGUGACGAAUAGGGACGGGUCGGCGACAAGCCAGAAACAGGUACGGGAGCAGUGGAAGGAGGGAGUGGAACUGCCGGCGGGAGUGAGGAGGGAACAUCACCGGUUGGACUUGAAGUAUCAGACUACGAAUGAUUUUGUGGUGUUGUUGGAGGAUGAGAAGGAGGAAACGGGGUUGGAGGGAAGGGUGGAGAGGAUGGUUGUUUGA
This is a messenger RNA of Neurospora hispaniola, 2580 nucleotides long. RefSeq lists its product as uncharacterized. Gene Ontology annotation, molecular function: protein binding. The record is from RefSeq and is a predicted model, not a curated record. Lineage: Eukaryota; Fungi; Ascomycota; Sordariomycetes; Sordariales; Sordariaceae. The transcript has a single exon. The annotation marks the transcript as partial.